UUCAAGUAGUAAUGACUGCCGUAGCAAAUGUUUUAUUGAAAAAAAAUUCGCGCCGAAGGACGCUAUCGUAACCUAGAAACGAGAAAUUCGAGCGUUCUUUGCAUAAUAUACGACUCUGAGAGCCCAGCGGCGAUUUUUAUGUAAUAUGCUGUAAUAAACUGUUAUGCAACUCAUUUUGGCCUCAUAUUUUGGCGGGUUGCGAUAGUCUGCAGUCCGCCAUGGUACUGCGCGCGCUUUCGUUUUGACAGUUAGUGAUUUUUUUUUUCUGUGAGUGCCAGUGUUAGAAGUGACAGUGGUAAAUUUUGCGGAGGAUUUAAUCAGAAAUGACAUCACUACAGUAGGACGAAAUAACAAAAUGGCGUCAACAAAAUUGAACGGAAUUGCGCGGGAAAAUUUCAAAAAUCAAAAUGGAACAUGCGACGCGGUGCUGCCCUCCGUCGAUAGAAAAGUUAUCGAUAGUUUCUGCGUGGAAUGUUCGAGGGAGAUUGUGGAUCAGAAUAUGAAUCAGACGAGGCAAUUGUCCGAGAUCCAGAAGUUUUAUAAUGGUGCAAAUGUAUUGAUCACCGGCGCGACAGGAUUCCUGGGCAAGAUCCUGGUAGAAAAAUUGCUCCGCAGCUGUCCCGGGGUAGAAAAUUUGUACCUUCUCGUGCGGCAGAAAAGGGGGAAAGACAUUUAUACGAGGAUCGAAGAAAUAUUUGAUGACCCGAUGUUCGAUCGGCUAAAGGAGGAGGUACCAAAGUUCAGGCACAAGAUUGUAGUCAUCCCAGCGGACUGCGAGCGUCCUGGCUUAGGUCUCAACAUAAAGGACAGACAAACACUUAUCGAAAAGGUAAAUAUGAUCUUCCACUCCGCGGCAACGGUGAAGUUCGACGAGCAUCUGAGAGCAGCACUGGCUACGAACGUGCAGGCGUCUUUAUAUCUCUUACAAUUGGCCAGGGAAAUGAGAGACCUAAAGGUGUUCAUGCAUAUAUCAACGGCAUAUUCAAACUCGCACUUGUCUAGCAUAGAAGAGAAGUUCUACCCGCUGGAAGCCGACUGCAGCAGGAUCCAACAGACCAUAGACAAACUUACGGAUGCGCAGAUAAAUGAGAUUUUACCUGAGAUACUAGGCGAAUGGCCCAACACAUACACAUUUACCAAGGCGCUAACGGAGAAGGAACUUCGGAAUUCCUGCUCUGGUGUACCUUUGGGAAUCUUCAGGCCUGCUAUCGUAAUCUCCACAGCGAAUGAGCCAUUGAAAUGUUGGUUGGACAAUAUGUACGGGCCGACCGGAGUCACGGUGGGAAGUAUGACGGGAAUGCUCCGCACGAUUCAAUGCGAUAAGGACGUAACCGCCGACUUGGUUCCCGUUGACUCAGUGGUUAACUGCCUCAUCGCCGCUUCCGUUGACGUUUGUAAGAAGUAUCGGAGUAGGUCUCCACCUUCAGAGCCGCCGAUUUUCAACUACGUCAGCUCGGUAGAAAACAAAAUCACAUGGGGAGAAUUUAUGAGACAGAACAUGGAGAGAAUCGACAGGCAUCCGCUGUCGAACGCUGUAUGGUACAUUUCAUUAACACUGAACAAGUCGGCCGUAAUGAACCAAAUAUACAUCUUCUUCCUCCAUUUGAUCCCGGCCGUGCUCGUGGACGGCCUCGCCUCGUGUGUCGGAAGGAAACCUCAAAUGCUAAAAGUGUACCGUAAGAUCCACAAAUUCUCGUCAGUCAUCUGUUACUUCUCCACAAAAGAGAUCACUUUUUGUAACCAGCGGACGAGGCGACUGUGGGACGAUACGUCCGAUUUAGAUAAACAGAUAUUCCCAUUCAGUAUGAAACAAAUGGACUGGGAGGAGUAUUUCGAUCACUAUCUCGCGGGGAUACGACGCUACUUGUUCAAGGAGUCUGACGACACUCUCCCGCAGGCCAGGAUCAAGUGGAAAAGACUGUACUAUCUUCACCAGAUAGUUAGGAUCUUAUUCUACGUGUUCAUAAUAUAUUGUCUAUGGUCGAUGUUAUCGAAAUUAUUUUAAUUAUAACGUGAUAAACAUUAAAUAUAUAAUAGACAGCGCCGGGCAAUGCCCUAAAAUAAACAUAGUUUUUGUAACAGUUUAUUAAAAAUAUUCAAAUGGCAUUACAAAAUAAACCGUGUUACACUAAAACAUUCUAUUUCCGCAUAAAAAAGAAGCUGUUUUUGUUUAAAUUUAAAAUGACAAAUAUGUAACUUUAACAUCUUAGAUGCAGUCCGCGAGGCGUAAGCUUUGCAUAUGUGUGACUGACCGCCAAUGUCCCUAUAGCGGACAGCCAGAAACCGCUGACGUCACGAACGAAAACUAUAUAAAUCGCAAUGGUUUGAAUUUUUAGUUUCACAGCAUUGAAAUGCUUUAUAAAUGGAGAUUUUUUUAAAGAAUAGAAUAAAAUACAAUAUUGCAAUCACUGAAAUGUCAUUUCAUAUUAUGAGAUGGUACUUAAUCAUCUCAAUAGAUAGCGCGGGGUGUCCCUUAGGAAAAUAAAACUGAGAAUAGAAAAGAUCCGAUUGCUGAGGCGGGAUCACGGGUGACCGAGAGGCUAGAUGUUGCCGCGGUUUGGCAAAAUGACACGAAUUCGAAACCCGCCACGUGAUCGAUUUUUUCUAUUUUUUUUAAUUUUAAUUAAACCGCAAUAAGCUAAUCAAAGGAUCAUCCGCGCUAUAAGACACCAUCUCAUCUACAACAUCUAUGUACAUUCACAAAAAUGCAAAGCUCAGCUGAUGACUGCAGUCCCUUUUUAACAACAAAAAGAAGAAAAUUUGGCUAACCAAGAAUGAAGAGGAAAGAAAUUUUGAAUUUUGGCGCCGUUUUCAUAGCAAUGGCGGAUUUAUAAGCACCGGCGCUGUCAGAAUAGAGGCGUGAAUUUAAACCCAAAGGAAAUAAUAAUAUAAUUUCCUAGAAUAGAAUAAGUAUCAAUAUGUAGAAAUAUGUCAAUUGGUCUGAGUAUUUAGUGGUGUGUUAAUGUUGUUUAUAGUUUAUUUGAUUUUUCGGCAGUAUGGCAAUCAAUAUGGUGAGUCAUAUAUUUCUAAGAAAUGUAUACUCGUGGAUGUUAUACCUUUAUAACAAUUUCACAUUCCUAUUUUAUCAUUGAAAUUUUCUUUAGUUGUAGAUAUAAAAUAAAUGGUUACCAUACAUUCCCCUUUUUAAUAAUAAUGACGUCACAACACUUUGAAAGAAUACCUACUCAUAAAAGAAUAAUUGAAUAAACCACAGCUAGAAAAAUUAUUUAUGCACAUUUUCUUUUUUAGUCUAUGCUAAAUUCAUUCAGUUUAUUGGCCAAACAUCUUGUGUUUGAUACCUUAUGUAGAUUUAUAUAAAAUAAAGUUUAUGAGAUCAUCGAAAUUAGAAAAUUUUGUAAUCUUUUAAGAUGCGAUGUAAUCAAAUUAUGCAUAUUUCAGUUAUAAUAUAUAUUAUAUUUAUUAUGAAUCACUAAUUUUAGCAACAUUCCGUAACUAUUAUUCGAAAUUCGCCUCUUGCCGUUUAAAUUAUUUUCCCGCCAAAUCUGUAACACAGUUAUUUAAUAUGAAUACAUACACAUUACACACCAUACUAUAGAAAAAUACGUUUAAAAUUUAUUUUAUUGCUGUCUUAAUUUCGUUACAUAUUGAAAAUAUUUUCAUUUGCCUAGUCAUAGCUUGAGAGAUUCAACAUGACAUAAGCUUUAAGACAAUAGAAAUUAUAUUUUAUUAUUAAUAAAACAGUUUUUAAGUUAAAUAGUUAAUAGAACCACAUCCAAGAUAUAAAAAAUUACAUUUAUGAUUUUUAAUUUUUAUGCUGUGGUAUUUAUAAAUGUUGAACCUCCAUCGCUGGUAAAUGGUAAUAACAUUAACAUUAUUUAUAUUCACAAUGAUGUUUUUAAACGAACAAAACCAAAACAAUAUGUUAUGUGUAUAUAUUGUACCGUAGAUAUAAAAUUAGUUUUAUCGUAGUAUAGACAAAUAUAGAAUUAUCAUUCUAAUUCAUUAAAAACUGAUUGAAAUUGUAUGAGUUUAAAAAAAGGUGUAUUUUUAUGAAACGAUUUUCUUUUUUAUGUUUUUUCAGAACCAUUCGAUUUCUGAAUUAUCUGUACCUGGUAAUUUGAUGUAUUUUUAAUCUUGUGGUUUUUUUGUGUAACUUCUGGCGUGAUUAAUGUAUCAUCAUCAGCCCAUAUAUGUUCCCACUUCCAGGUCACAGGCCUCCUAUGAGGGAUUAAUGUAUAUGAAUUACGAAAUUCUGCUUCGUCAAAUAAAUUCAAAUGUUAUGCUUACAGAAAUGUUCACUUUUUAAAUUUAUCAUGUUUACAUUAUUCGCGCCUUUUUUAGAUUUUUUUUUAUUCGGUUUCACGGGUUGGUGUCAAAAUGAAAGUAAUUAAAUGGAUAAAGGAAUUGGACAUAUCUGUACAUUUUAGAAUUAAAAUAGUAUAUAGAUGUAUGUAAUUAAAUGAGUAAUCAGA
Zerene cesonia (dogface butterfly) is the source of this 4433-nucleotide messenger RNA. RefSeq names its product fatty acyl-CoA reductase wat-like. Gene Ontology annotation, cellular component: peroxisome. Bases 356 to 2005 code for a protein of 549 amino acids. Gene Ontology annotation, molecular function: alcohol-forming very long-chain fatty acyl-CoA reductase (NADP+) activity. Gene Ontology annotation, biological process: long-chain fatty-acyl-CoA metabolic process. Lineage: Eukaryota; Metazoa; Arthropoda; Insecta; Lepidoptera; Pieridae. The transcript has 14 exons. The record is from RefSeq and is a predicted model, not a curated record.